This is a messenger RNA of Chelmon rostratus (copperband butterflyfish), 8917 nucleotides long. It is a transcript of the gene prr12b, whose product is annotated as proline rich 12b. The record is from RefSeq and is a predicted model, not a curated record. Bases 1 to 7992 code for a protein of 2663 amino acids. The transcript is spliced from 18 exons. NCBI's taxonomy places the organism in Eukaryota, Metazoa, Chordata, Actinopteri, Chaetodontiformes, Chaetodontidae.
AUGGAGAGGAAUUAUCCCGCUUCAGGCUUCGGAGAUCUAGGGGCUGGGACGGGAUGGAGUUACGACAGAUCAGCCAAAGCAAGCCUUGUGUAUGGGAGCUCCAGGUCAUCUCACCCAGACUCAGAGCUGCUCCACCGGCAGGCCUAUGGCACCCCACACCCCCUCCAGGGCUAUGCAACCAACCACCACCCAGGAAGUUCCAGACAGGGCGGGGCCUGGGGUGCUGCUGGACGCACACUUGGCCUGUCAGGGCUGUUCGAUGCCAGCCUCCACCAUGCAAGCCCAUCCGGUCCUGAUCCCUCCGUCAUGAAUCUGAUUUCAGCUCUGGAGUCCCGAGGUCCACAGCCCCCACCCUCUGCUUCCUCCCUUCUCUCUCAGUUUCGCACUCCCUCUUGGCAGACUGCAAUGCAUACCCCGGCCCCAGCGGAGCUUUUUAUUUCAGGGGCACUUCCAGGUUCCACCUCCUUUCCCUCCUCCUCAGCCCUUUCUGCAUACCAGCAUCCUGGCUCCUUCUCUGGACGAUCUUUCACUCCCUCACUAUCCCUGCAGGACACGCCCACAUUUAGCCCAACGUCUAAUGGUUUACUAUCCCCCCAUGACCCCCUGCUGCACAUCAAAACACCCUCUCAAUCCAGUUUAGGCUUUGAUCGCUUGCUGUCUUCCCAGAGUGCCACCUACCGAAGCUCCCAGGAGCCCCCGGCCCCUCCUCAGACCCAAGUCCCUUCCACAUCCUCCAGUUGCCACCUGCCCCCUCCCCAGUUCAAUCUGUUGUCCUCCCAGCUCCAUAACCAGUCCUCUCAGCUCUAUAAUGCCUCCAUGUUCUCUUCCACACCAGCCCUUCGACCCACGGCAGCCCCUCUGGCCCCGCCGCCCCAGCCUCCUCCAGAGAGAGCAGUUUCCCGUCAGGACAGCGUGAUUAAGCAUUACCAACGUUCGUCUCCAGCACGGUCCACAACACUCCCUCUGCAGCAGUAUGUCAGCUGUGGUGGGUCAUCGGGCUACCAACAGGUAGCAAGCCACCACCGGCAUUCCGGAGUGUCCUGCAGUCCCCUGGGGGAGCAGAGCCCAUCCUCUGACCCCAAGCCCUCACCACGGAUGGAGUCCAAAACAUAUCGACCAAUCAUCCAACCUCCCUCCACCUCUUCUUCAUCUGGCACUAAAGGAGCCAAGAGUUCCAGCUCCAGCAGUGGCUAUUCCUCCUCUGGCUCAGCAUCAUCAUCUUCCCGUACCCCACACACUCCACCAUCAGCCUCCUCUUCAUCCUCUUCUAGCUCUACAAGCACUGGCUCCUUGUCUGCUCCCUCUCGUCAGCAGCCCCCACCUCAGUCAGCACCGGCACCACCUCCUCUACCAGUGGUGUCAUCCACCCUUGUUCAACAGCCAGCACCCAAACAAUGUCUCUCCACCUAUGGCUCUCCAUCUGUGGCCAAAUCUAACACAGGCCUACCAGACCAGACUCCUCCCCAGCAUCAUACUCAGUCCUGUUCUCCCAGUCAGCCUCCACCUACACACAUGGCCCAGUCUUAUGGAGGCUUCAACUCACCUCAUGCCCAGGACCUGAACUCUGGAGCAGGGAGCACUGGAGGGAAGGCCUUUACUGGUAUAGGCUCAGGGGGGCGCUCAUUUUCUGCAGAGAUAGUCUUUGGGGACUCAAGCUUUGGCUCAGCUGCUCUCAGAAGAGCAGGCAGUCCUUCCAUAGGGUAUGGGGGUGCUGGAGGAUCAACAGGAAGUGUACCCAUAUCAGGAGCUGCUGUGCUUGGAGUUGGAUCUGCAGGAUCAGGGAGUGGGGCUGCUGCAGUUGGUAAUGGAGGUAGCAACUCUUACCACAUGCCUGAGUCUAGUCCAUCACCCUCUAUCAAUUCUACUAUCAGUCACCCUGGAUUGCAUUCUCCUGCUUCUGCUCGACCUACACAUUCCCCUGGAGGCUCAGGGGCAACCAAAUACUUGUCCUCUAUCCUCUCUCCUGCUUAUAUGUCCUCACCACAAGGUUUCCCUGAUGCACAGCAAGCACAGAGUCAAUACCACUCAACACCACCCAAGCUAAAAACAGAGACCAACAUGCUUGGAGUAGAGCGAUCCCAAGAUGAGGAAGAGGAUGAUGAUGAUUUCCUCAUCCACCACUUGCUACAUGCCCAGAGCUCAACUGCCCAUCCAUCACAACAUCACCCACCUCCUCAGCAACUACCCCAAUCACUGCCACAGGCCAGGGAUGGGGAAGGUAAGGGACUGACCUAUGAAAUUAACAAGAUCUCAGAAGAGCGCUAUCACCUUCAGAGUGUCAUUCGUACCAAUAGCACCACCAGCAGUUCAGAUGCUGGAACGGCAAUUGGUGACACAGCAACUGGCUUAAACAGUCAGUUGGACAUAUCACAGAAGAAACAGCAGCAGACCAAGUCAGAGUUGACCAUAUCAAAGUCCACUGCUGGAGGGGUUGGAGGGAUCACUGACUCUUUUCCCCACUCCCAUACUACCCACUCCCACCAACAACAGCAUGAUUCCCUGGGCUCUGUGGUACAUUAUGGAAGAGGGGACCACUACACACAACAUCCACACUCCCAACAUUCCCAUCACACCUCACAUGUGUCCUCACACUCUCAGCAACACUCUCAGCACUCUCGGCACACUCAACACACACAGCACCCUCAACAUUCUCAGCAUAGCCAACCCCAUUCCCACUCACACAGUCACCCUCACAUGGAGCUGAAGAAGCCUUCUGAUGCAAAUGACAAUGCCUACUUGUGUAACACACCAGAUGUGCAGCAGGCUCGACAAACAGUCCCCCUCUCUCUGAUGGAUUCGCCACCAGACCCUCCUCAGCAAACUCACAUGCUGCAGUCUGUCCUUUCACAUACCACCCGCACCAAGAUGGAUGGCCAGCAAGCCCCAUCACAGCAACAGCAGCAGCAACAACAGCAUCCUUUGAACCAGCAGGCCAUGAUGGGUUCAGCUGGAGGAGCAGGUCCUGCCGGGGUGGAAUCCCACCCACAGAACCAGUCCUCACAGUUGCAACUCCAGCUUCAAACGCAGGGCAUAGAUACCCACUACAGCCUUGGAGGUCAGCCAAGAGAUCAAACCCGAGCAAGUCAGAACUCAGUAUCUCCACUAGACAUGCUAGAGCAAUCUCUUUCUCGAACAAACAACAGAGACAGUGGAGGAGCUCUGGACAGAACUGGGGUUGGGGUGGCUGUUACAGGAGGGGAGGGAGGUGGUGGAGACAGACAUAGACAGCAGCACAGACUUACGCCCCACCACCAUUCCCAACAAACAGCCUCAGGUCUCCACGACUUCCUCUCUGAACCAGAUUUGGGCUUGUCCACCCCAUCACACCUGCACCACCUCAACCAGCCCCAGGCCCAUGCCCACCACCAACAGCAACCACACACUCACCAUCAACUGUCACACUCUCAGUUAGCUCACCCACACUCCCACCAGAUGGCAGCAAAUAUGGGAACUCCCCAACAACAGCAACAGCCCCAACAAAGAGAGCCUGAAACCCAGCUGUCACACUCCCAGUUAGACCAGCUCAAACAGCACCAGUUUGACACAGUGAGCCCAGUGGGUAAAGUAGGACAAAAUCAAGCUCAGCAACCCCAGCGGUUUGCGCCUCUAACAUCCAUCUGCUUUCCAGACUCUCUUUUACAUGAUGAAGACCGCUCUUUCUUUCCUGAGAUGGAGGACAUGUUUUGUUCAACUGAUUACAAGUCAAGCUGUGCUGGGGAUUCUGCGUCAGGACAGGCUCAAGAAAGCCUCACCCAGGGUCACGGACAAGGGCAAGAGGGUAUGGAGGCAUUAAAAUCAAGAGGAGCCGGUGAGGGCUAUGAUAUGGUUGCCCAUCACAGUGAUCAGGGCUAUGGACAGUACUGCCAUAGCCUUCCAGGAACAGGUAAUGGUAAUCUGCACUUAGACCUUGACUCUAUGAAGACCCACGAGCUUCCCUCCACUGUGAAUACUGACCAGCUUGGCCUCAUCCAAUCCCAAACUCCCACUUUAGGAUUGAGUUCAGCAGUUCAAGGGGAUGGCUCAGUCAACAAGAUAAUGGGAGCUGUGGGAGUGGGUGGAAGUUCAAGCACUACGGGUUUGUCCUCACCUAUCUUCUGUUCCUCUCGACCCAAGAAACUGCUGAAGACCAGCUCAUUUCACUUGCUCAAACAGCGGCGUGAGCCACAACCUCAAACAAAGAAAAACUACGCGCAGGAGUAUGAAUUUGAGGAUGAUGAGGAUAAAGCUGAUGUGCCAGCUGAUAUUCGCCUCAACAAUCGCCGACUUCCUGACCUGCUGCCUGACUUGGUGUCUAGUUGUAGGAAAGCUGGUGGGGUAUCAGGAGUAAGUGGGCUCAGUCCACUGAUGGGUGAUAUGGACUUCUGCCACCCCUCCAGCUAUUCUUCCCUUGGACAACAGCCACAACACCCCCCCCACGAUGGCCCGAAGAAAAGAGGCAGGAAACCAACUAAACCAAAACGUGAAGGCCCUCCUCGUCCACGAGGAAGACCACGCAUACGUCCUCUUCCAGAGCCUCCUUACUGUAGGGGGCUGAUGGGAUCAGUGGCUGGAGAAAGUAGGAGGGGUCGUGGGCGGGGUCGAGGCCGAGGCAGGAGGGAGGAAGGCCUUGUGGAAAUGCAUCAAGAUUUGAACAAAUCCCAAAGCCUCCCAUAUCAUCAUCAACAGCAGCAUCAACAGCAACAAUUCAACCAAGAACAGCAUCUCCAACAGCAUCCACACCAACAUCACAGACAGCAGGCAGACCACCACCAAGCACCACAACAACAGCAACAGCAUCACCUACAUCAUCAGCAGCAGCAUGAUUCCUGUCCUCACCACCAACAGCAUCAUCAACAGCAGCAACAUCAACAGCAUCAUCAUCACCACCAACACCACCACCAACAACAACCAUCCCAGCAAGAUCCAAUCAGACCUAUCAAGAUCAAACUGCCCAUUCCCAUGCUUCCAUCAGAAUCCUUGUUGAGGACAGACUCACUGUCCAGUACCGAGCCAGGUCUUUCUGAUGGAUCAAUGGGGUCAGCACCAUCUCUGGGCCUGAGUCCUGGACCCAGCACCACCAUGGAUAUCAGCAGAAAUGAGUUAAACCAGACUCAAGACAAGAUGAUGAAGCAUCAGCAGAAAAUGGCAUGGAAGAAAGAAACUGACGAUCCACUGAAUCCUGAAGCCUGGGCUACGAUACAGAAACUCUCCAGUUCAGCUGAUGAGAAGGUUUUCGACUUUAAGCCUGGCUUCAUGGCCUCUUUUUUGGACUUCCUGAAGACAGGCAAAAAACAGUCAGGCCUCGAGCUUGGACAUGAUGGAGGUGCGCAGGAAGCUCUAAAUCCCUGUUCCUCUAUGAAAGGAGGGAUCAGGCCCUUAUCCCCGCCUCCUCCUCUUCUACCAUCAACUCCCCCACAGCAGACUACAGGAACAUUCAGUGAAGAAGGGCAGGGUGAGGGGCCGGGCCUGGCUCUCAGCAGCUGCUCGAGUCCCUGCAAGCCUCUUGAUGAAGAGCUAAAGAGGAACCUGGAGACACUGCCCUCCUUCUCCUCUGAUGAGGAGGACUCGGUCAGUAAGAAUCAGGACCUGCAGAAGAGCAUCUCAUCUGCAAUCUCUGCCCUCUAUGACACCCCACACUCAUUGGCUGCUGCGAUGGCUUCUGCCAUGGUCAAAGUCCCACCCACCCUGUCCCCGCCUACUCCACAGGAGCCACCACUCAGCCCCCCUCUCCCUGGAGAAGGGAAGAUUGUAGAUAACGAGGACAUGAUGAGAGAUUCGCAGAAACUACAUCAGGGGACCAUGGAAAAGCAGGAGGAGGAAGAAGAAGAAAGGAUGUCUGAAAUGCACAUUUUGGAGGUGCCUAAUGUUGAAGAUUCUCCAUCAGGACCUGUGUUUGCUCCAACGCUUCCAUCUCCAUCGCCAUCCAUCUCCCCCUCGCCACCCACCUACUCUUCACCAUCACCUCUCCCACCCCUGUGUCUCUCCGUACCCUCCCCACUGCAGAUUCAGCAGGAUGAGGAAGAGGCAAAUAUAACUUAUCCUAUUUCUGAGCAGCAGCAAUCCUCCCUCCAACCGGCUCCAACUGCAGGCACCUCCCCACCCCCCUCCACUUCCCCUCCCGCCAUGCCGUCCUCACCCCUCUCCAGCCUUCCCCUGGGCCAGUCCAUCCCUCCUCCGUCCACCACACCUCCCCCGUCAUCCUCUGAUCAGGACCAAGAACCUGAAGUUGGGCAGCCUUCACCCUCCUCUUCCUCACCUUCUUCAUCGUCCUCUCCACCACCAUCACCUCCAACCCCAGAAGAGGCCCCAGCAUCCCAGCGUCUUACCUCCCUCCACCUGGCAAAGAAACAGACUGAUGCUGCCAUAGCCGGUGAGAGUGAAGAGGAGGACAGUGAAAGUGGAGGUGAGGGAAUCUUUCGUGAACGAGAUGAGUUUGUGGUUCGAACUGAGGACAUCGGGACUCUAAAGAUGGCCUUGCAGACAGGCCGAGAGCCCCCACCCAUCUGGAGGGUGCAGAAAGCCUUGCUCCAGAAAUUCAGCCCAGAGAUUAAAGAUGGUCAAAGGCAGUUCUGUGCAACCAGUAAUUAUCUGGGUUACUUUGGUGAUGCUAAAAUGCGCUACCAGCGAUUGUAUGUGAAGUUCUUGGAGAACGUCAACAAAAAAGAUUAUGUCAGAGUGUGUUCUCGAAAACCAUGGCAUAGGGCUGGUCAAACUCUGAGGCGUCAGUCACUACCUAAACAGCUGCCCACUAUUCACAGUCAAACCCCACCUCGAGUAGAGAGAGAUGACAGAGACAAGGACAAACAGAAAGAGAGAGAGAUGAAGGACAGGGAGCAAAGAGAGAAGGAGAAACAGGAUAGGGAGCGGAAAGAAAGGGAAAGACAGGAGAGAGAACAAAAAGAGAGGGAGAUUCAGGAGAGGGAGUGGAAAGAGAGGGAGCAGAAAGAAAAGGAAAAAAAACAUAGGGAUCAAAGUGAAAGGGAGAGGCAGGAGAGAGAGCAAAAAGAGACGGAGAAACAAGAGAGGGAGAGAAGAGAUAAAGAGAGAGACAAGAGAGAAAAGGAGCAACAGGAGAGCGAGAGGAGAGAGAAGGAGCGAGAGCAGAAAGACAGAGAACGGAAGGAGAGGGAUAAAGAGAGAGCAAGGGAGCAGAAAGAAAAGGAUGGAAGAGAGAAGGAGAAAGAUAAGGACAAACAGAAGGAUGUGGACAAAGAGAAAAAGGACAGAGAGAUACGAGAGAGAGAUGGCACAGUGGAGUUUGCAAGGUUGAAGGAGGAUAAGAGAGGAGGAGUGAAGAAGAUGGAGUGUCAGUCCAGAACCAAGACUUCGAAGGACAAUGCAGGGCCUCCUCCCAAGAAGAGGAAGAAGUGGCUGAAGGAGGUGCUGUCCUCCUCCUCUGAGUCUGACUCUUCCCCACUCAGUGAUGACGAAGGUCUGUUACGGGGUGGAGCUAACAGUCGAGCCAUGAGGGAGAUGUUCAGGAGCUAUGUGGAGAUGCUGGUCAGCACAGCACUCGAUCCUGAUAUGAUCCAAGCACUGGAAGACACUGAUGAUGAGUUGUACCUCCCACCCAUGAGGAAAAUUGAUAGCCUGCUCUGUGAACAGAAGAAGAGGUUGUUGAGGAGAGUCAACAUGAGCGCUCAGCACCAGGAGGCUUUACAUAUAUUCCCCAAAAUGACAGCAGACCCGCUGGAAUCUGGAGCUGUCAAAGUUCACCUUGGUGGGGAGGGUUACAAUCGCAAAACCCUCAACUGGGUCAAGAGGAGUAUUCCUAAGCAACAGGAUUUGAAGCUCUCAAUUGAAACUUGCCGGAUCUACAGUCUGUAUCAUUCCCUUCACCACUACAAGUAUCACACCUUCCUGCAUUGUAAAAAGGAGACGGACAGUAUUGAGCAGGCAGCAGAGGACCCUGGCCAAGAGGAAGUAGUGCAACAGUGCAUGGCAAACCAGGGCUGGCUGGAGAGCCUCUUUAACUCCUUCAUGGAACUGCUUAGCCUCAGUGCCAAGGCCUGAAGGAUGACCACGGCCCCAGUCACCAAACUCACAAAUCCACCUGUCGUGUUAAGUAGGUGGAGUCAUCCAGAGUUUGUGACACAAGAGAGUCACUCUACAGACACUGUACGGAUGCUAGUAGUGUGUUGACCUACCGUUGGUAUUUUCAUGGGAGGUUUAACUUUUAAAGUAUUUGAUUUUUAAUUAAGUCCAUUUUAAAGCAACUCUUGAUUUCAAGAAAGCUAUUGAAAGAUAGAGGGUACUGAACUAUGUGAAUGUGAUGGAUUUUCCUCCAAAUUCAAAAAAAGGGAGGAACCACAAGAUGAUUUGGUCAACACUACAAAAGAGAUUUUUGUCAAAGCCUACUGAAUAUUGACAGACACAGACACAAGCUGUCUCUAAGUAUGUUUUGACAACCAUGGUUUGCAUAAUUUAUAGGCCUACUAGGACAUUUGCAAAAAAAGACUGUCCUGGUCUUCAAAGGGAUUGUUUGUUGUUAUCAUUUUUGGAAAAUGUUUUAAGGGGGUGUACAUAAAAUGGCCCACCUACAAUUUUUUGCUUCUAUCAGACAAACGGAGGUAAAACUAGAGCUGGGUGCGACGUAAGUAAAAGGACUAUAAUCUCUUGUUUCUACCUGCCUCAGUUAGAAAGCAGUUACGAUUGAGAAGAAACGUAUUUAAAACUAAGCUGUGUUAUUUCUGUUUGUGUCAAAAACAAUGAGAGGAUUUAAUGCCUGGAAAGAUGAGGAAAGAAAAAAAUAAAGCACGACUUUCUUUAAGGAAGUGUAAGUUGAAAUGAUCCAAAAGCAUAAAUGUCAGUGUUUAAUGUCAGUCAUUUUUAUCUGUUUGUUGUUGAUGGAUAUUUCCUAUUAUUUGACCUCUCAGAGGAUAUUCUUGCAGAGCAAUUUUUUUGUUUUGAUGUGUAAAUAUUGUACAGCUAUUUCAUU